AAGAAGUCAUCAUGAAAUUUUCAAAGGAAACCUUGAGGGUCGAAAAAAAAGUAAAAUAGAAAAAGCAACAUUGAAUUUGACGUGAAUCUGUUGGCAUUUAGAAACUCAGUGUGGUGAUCAUGGAAUAGAAGGGUCGAGGGAAUGCAGGGGGUUGGUGACUGCUGCGGGGCCAGGAGAAGGAAAAGAGUGAAAGAGAGUGCACCAGUGAUCAGUGAUAUGAAGUAAAAUAGCCAGAGCUGGAAUAGAAGCAGAGAAGGAGAGAAAGAGAUUGUGAUGGUUUUAGAGGAGAGGAAAAGUAACUAGCGGCUAGAGGCUAGAGGGGGAAAGUUAUUCUUUUUAGUAUCGAAAGGGAGCUCUAUGCAAAAGCUCUUUAAACUAAGUGUGCAUUGUACUGCGUUUAUUGAAUUCAGAUUUGGAUUCGGAAUAGGAAUUAAUUGUUGUUUUAUAGAAUCCGUUGAGAACGACACCGAGAUAGAUAGACAAACAGAGCCAAAAUGGUGUCCACUCGUCAGUCGAGUAAUAUGGGAAGCAAAGUUACUGAUACUAGUGAACCUGGACCACCACGCAAACACAGCCCGAAUGCUGGUGCUAGUUCCUUGCCUGAACCAGCACCCAGCCGCAAUCUAAAUCUUCUGGAUUUGCCACCAGAGAUCUUUGAGAAGAUCGCCAGCUAUCUUGACUACAACACUAUCGCAAACAUUCGUCCGGUAUGCCACCAAAUGAACUCGAUGUGUGGCGCGAUUCUGAGCUCCUCGUUCCAACGAAUCCUGGGACAAAUGCUGAGUCGCUUUCAUGGUAUCAAAGCCAGGAUGCCAAGACGUGAAUCAGCACGUCGAAACCACCCGCUGUCAUGUGAAUCUGAUAUCAUUGAAACUGUUCAUAUGCGACUUACUUUGUUGCAAAUGACGCUUGGCAAACACAUUGAACGUAAACACUGCUGUUUUUUUCCUGGUUUGAUUCUAGAUGAAGUAAACCGUGUUUUACACUACAUAAAAGUAACUCCAAAACUUGUAAAGCCUUACAAAGUUACUGACGAAUUAUUUGAUUUGAGUUCAAUGGCUAUGGAAUUCUUCAAAGAGCAGAUUGAGCCAACUCUGCCAGAAAUUGCAUGCUUUAGUGAUUUUCUUGACAUUGCUGGUACAUUUUCAACGUCAAGUAGCGUAAACAAACCAUUCCUGUGUCUGGACACUCUACCGCUAGUGGAUAAUAGCGACUGUAGCAGUAGCAGCGUAGAAUGCUCGUCCCGGCCUUCGGUGCACGAUGAACCCGAGUUGGUGGAGAUAAAUACACCACCUCAAUCAAACAUGGUUCUACGGAAACGUAUACGUAGAAUAAAAUUGAACAUGAAAAAGUAUAACACUCAGCUGGUUCGAAUGCAACGCAAUCUCAAUCUCUGCAAAACCAAAAUAGCUGAACAACAGAAGCAGAUCCUCGAAUAUGCAAAUCGUCUUGAUGAUAAUGAUAAAAAGAACGAAGAAACAUCCAGAAAGUUCAGCACUCUACUACAGGUAUUUACUAAGGAAUUGAAUAAAUGUAAGACAGAACUGCAGUACUGGCGUUCGAAGUCACCUGCAAUACCUGUCUGCAAUGGUUGUGGACAGUCAAUGCCGAUGCCUGCUGAAGAUCUACAAGCUCUGGCCAACCAGUCAGCGAGCGUGCUUGCAGAAUCAUUCGCAGAGCCUCUUAAUUUCAUUCCUAUAGCUUUUGAUAGCCCUACUGAGUCUACUCAGGAGCAAUUGACACCCCAGAUGUCGGUGAUGGCGCCACCUAAGGCACCACUCUCCGUUCCAACAAAACGAAAAGUUUCCAUUGAUGACGCAGCGUCUGAUGCCACCAAAAAAUCCCGACGUACUGUAAAGUCGCGUCAUGCCAAGCGUAAUAAAAUUUAAAAAUAAUUGAUGGUACAAAAUUAUAUAAUUAAUAAUAACAAUAGCGUUGAUUUAUUACAAUUAUCAAUCUUAUGAAUUUAACAACUUGUUUCCAAUGGAAUAUUCAUAAAUGUUUAUUAUUAAUUUAUUAAUUUUAUACUUUUUCGUUCUUGCAGGAUUGUCGUAAGUGUUCAUUUUUUUUUAAUUAUUAAGAAGUAAA
Molecule: messenger RNA, 2088 nt
Organism: Cotesia glomerata
Lineage: Eukaryota; Metazoa; Arthropoda; Insecta; Hymenoptera; Braconidae
Gene: dmpd
Product: F-box only protein 28
Exons: 6
Coding region: 495-1889 (464 amino acids)
Biological process (GO): positive regulation of DNA-templated transcription
Cellular component (GO): nucleus
Molecular function (GO): protein binding; transcription coactivator activity
Source: RefSeq, a predicted model, not a curated record